This is a messenger RNA of Fusarium pseudograminearum CS3096, 1575 nucleotides long. RefSeq lists its product as uncharacterized. The coding region runs from base 1 to 1575 and encodes 524 amino acids. The record is from RefSeq and is a predicted model, not a curated record. NCBI's taxonomy places the organism in Eukaryota, Fungi, Ascomycota, Sordariomycetes, Hypocreales, Nectriaceae. Gene Ontology annotation, cellular component: membrane. The transcript has 4 exons. Gene Ontology annotation, molecular function: transmembrane transporter activity. Gene Ontology annotation, biological process: transmembrane transport.
AUGACCAACACACGAGACAAAAAGUCGUUCGAGGUAAACGAUGCCAUCAAUUUUAGCGACAGCGACAAUGUCGACGACAAGAAAGGCACCCCGGCCGAUCGCGCCGACAUGUAUCGGCUGGGUAAAAUGCAGGAUUUGAGGAGAAACUUUCGCUUCCUCUCCAUCUUUGGGUUCUCUAUGAUCCUCAUGUGUUCAUGGGAGUUCUCUCUGAGUGUAUCAACAAUUGGUCUCGUCAAUGGCGACACAGCUGGUUUGAUCUGGAUGUUCUUCAUCUGCUGGAUUGGCUUCCUUCUCGUCAACACUUCAAUGGCCGAGAUGGCCUCAAUGGCCCCAACGACCGGAGGACAAUACCACUGGGUAUCCGAAUUCGCACCACCGAAAUACCAAAAGCUCACCAGCUACCUCAUGGGCUGGAUGUGUGUCCUUGGCUGGCAAGUAGCAUGCGCAUCAUCAGCCUUCAUCGCCGGGACCCAAAUCCAAGGCCUCAUCAUCCUCAACAACCCAACCUACAUCCCUCAUCCAUGGCACGGAACACUGCUUGCCAUAGCCGUGGCCGCCUUUACCGUUGUCUUCAAUACUCUCCUCGCUAGAAAGCUUCCCUUGAUCGAAUCGAUCGUUCUAGUCAUUCAUAUAUUUGCCUUUUUCGGCAUCCUUGUCACUCUCUGGGUUCUAUCCCCAAGAGCCAAUGCGAAAGACGUGUUUACACGGUUCAACGAUGGAGGUGAUUGGGGAAGUCUCGGGGGUUCAGCGCUUGUGGGCAUCCUUGCUGGCAUCCUACCCCUGCUCGGUGGAGAUGCUGCUGUUCACAUGUCAGAGGAGCUCCGAGAUGCUAGCAGUACACUCCCAAAAGCCAUGAUCUUGACAACUUUCGUCAAUGGUCUUUUUGGAUGGAUCAUGGUCAUCACAUAUUGUUUUUGCAUCGGCGAUUUGGGCGAAGUUAUAUCCUCGCCCACUGGUCAGCCGUUCAUGCAAGUGUUUCUCAACUCUACACAAUCCGUCGCCAGCGCCACAGCCAUGUCGACUUUCAUCAUUGCCAUGACGGUGUUUUCCAACUUGACAAUGGUUGCUACGGCAUCUCGCCAACUUUAUGCCUUCGCCAGAGACCACGCUGUUCCAUUCGACACGUGGUUCUCCCGUGUACCGACUGGAUACGAUGUCCCCCUCAACGCAAUCAUUGUAACAUUCAUCACAUCAAGUCUCUUAUCUCUCCUCAACAUUGGUUCCUCAGUCGCACUCAACUCCAUCACCUCGCUGGGCACGACGGGUGUCUUGUCCAGUUAUAUCGUCUCCAUCGGUUGCAUGAUAUGGAGACGAUGCACCAAGAGCGCUCUCCUCCCUUCCAAGUUCAGCCUAGGCAGAUGGGGUCUGGCUAUCAACAUCGCUUCAGAGGUUUUCUUGGUGGUAGUCUUCGUGCUUGCCUUUAUGCCUGGCAAUCCGAACCCGACACCAUCUGAGAUGAACUGGAGUAUCGUAAUGUAUGCUGGUGUCGCUAUUUUCUCUGUGGUUUACUACGUGUUUCGUGGAAGACAUCGUUAUGAAGGGCCUGUGGCCUACGUUCGUAAGCUUGAACAGUAA